Messenger RNA from Prosopis cineraria, 2526 nucleotides. Its product is annotated as protein phosphatase 2C 53-like. The record is from RefSeq and is a predicted model, not a curated record. Gene Ontology annotation, molecular function: protein serine/threonine phosphatase activity; cation binding. NCBI's taxonomy places the organism in Eukaryota, Viridiplantae, Streptophyta, Magnoliopsida, Fabales, Fabaceae. Bases 544 to 2262 code for a protein of 572 amino acids. The transcript is spliced from 6 exons. Gene Ontology annotation, biological process: protein dephosphorylation.
CGGAAAAAUAAAGCAGGCAUCUUUUGUCGUCUGAACUCAGAGAAAUGCAACCAAUAAAUUAUAAAUAACUGUAUACCCUCGUGGAGGCCUCACCCCUCACCAUAACCUUCCUUGUCCCUCCACGCGCAGAAUUUUCGCUUUGAGAAAGGGGACCGAAGGGGUUGGUGAGGAAGUAGAAAUAGAAGAUUUUAAUACAAUAGAUUGUGUCCCUUUUCGCUGGUAGUGAUUGAACAAGCAGGUCCAAAAUCAGGUGAAAUUCGGAAAUAAUCUUGAGAGCUUAUCGAUCAUAUAACACCCCAGCUUUAAUGUAACCUGUUGAAGUUUGCUGCCUAAAUAAAUAGUGUAUUUCACUGUCUCUUAGGGAAGUGGGUUCUAAGCUCCUUUAAUUUCUUGCCAUAGGCGUCUUGGUGUUUUAUGUUAGAGUGAACGUAUGUAGAAUAGAGACCUAAGAAAAUAGGGUAUAAAAUUGGGAAGAGGCUAGCAGUGUUCCAUAUUCUAGUGGGCGAGGAGGAUAAGGUUUUUGCUACAAGGCAAAUUAAAUCUAUGGAGGAAAUAUCUUCGGCGGUUGCAGUGCCUUUUAGUCUUGGGAAUUUAAUCCCUGGCGACUCAUCAGUGGCAACACACAUGGAUAUUGCUGGAUUCAAAUUUAUGGCAAGUACAGCAGCAGCACUGAUAUUAAAUCCUGUGAUGGACAGAUGUGAAUCUGUUGGAAGUGAUGAAAAUCAUACUGAUUCUUGUCCACCACUUCAGGUUACAGUAUCUGCAGGGGAGGAGGAUCAGGUAGGUGCUUCGCUUGGACCAGAAAUGUUAAUUAAUUGUAACGGAAACUGGUUCUCAGAUGAAACCCAUAAUCAGGGAGGGAAGGAAGAUGAAUGCAGGUUAGGGGUUAAUAUUCAAUGUCUGCACGAUUCAAGGUCUCAAUCUGUGGCUCACAACAAUUGCAGUAUCCUUGGGGAGGAAUCUUCAGCUUCAGAUAUUGAUUUACCCAAUAAUAUGGACGUUGAAGAUAAUGCCCAUGGUAUGUCCAGCUUUAACAAUUCAUGUACUGUGCUGGAGCCAGUGCAAGACAUUGUUUCUGUUCCGACGGAUCCUGAGAGUGAAGAUGGCAGUGGGUCGGAUGGGUCUGAUCCAAAACUAGUUGCUCCACCUCUUGAGGUGCCAAUGGAGGAAAAAAUGUGGAGACCAGGCUUCCAGAAGGCUUUGGAUUUGAAUACUGGACCUUUUUGGGGCUUUUCGUCGAUUUGUGGAAGGAGAAAGGAGAUGGAGGAUGCUAUUGCAGUGAAUCCUCAUCUUUCGCAAGUUCCUUCACAUAUGCUAAUGGAUAAUACUGGGAAUGAAAACACUGAAAAUUUAGAUGCCCACUUUUUUGCUGUCUAUGAUGGACAUGGAGGCUGUCAGGUUGCUAAUUAUUGCCAGGAGCGUCUUCAUUCAGUGCUUGUUGAGGAGAUACAAGCUGCAGACUCAAGUUUGGAUGGAAGUAGUUGGAUGGACCAUUGGAAAGAAGCAUUCACCGGUUGUUUUCAGAAAGUUGAUGAUGAAGUUGGAGGAAUACAUCCUGAGAACAAUGGAAACAAUAACGAUGGAUCAGAAUCCAGUAUUGAAGCAUUUGCUCCUGAAACUGUUGGUUCUACUGCAGUGGUUGUCAUUUUAUGUCAAAACCACUUAAUAGUUGCAAACUGUGGGGAUUCAAGAGCAGUCUUGUGUCGUGGAAAAGAAGCGCUGCCACUAUCUUCUGAUCACAAACCAAAUAGAGAGGAUGAAUGGGCCCGGAUAGAAGCUGCAGGAGGAAGGAUCAUACAGUGGAAUGGGUACCGGGUACUUGGUGUCUUGGCAGUGUCAAGGUCCAUAGAAUUGGAUGAUUCUCUCAUGAAAGCUAUCAAUGGGAAAAUAACAAGUACAACAACAAUAUUACCAUACCAAAGUGAUAGGUACUUAAAGCCAUGGAUAAUUCCUACACCAGAAGUCAAGUUUGUUCGUCGGGAGAAGAAGGAUGAGUGCCUCAUUCUGGCAAGUGAUGGUUUAUGGGAUGUCAUGACAAAUGAAGAAGCCUGCGAGAUUGCACGAAAACGAAUCCUUCUUUGGCACAAGAAGCAUGGCAAUGGCGGAUCGACGUGGCCGGGCAAGGGUGAGGGAGUUGAUCCUGCGGCGCAGCAUGCUGCAGAGUACUUAUCUAGAGUUGCCCUCCAAAGGGGAAGCAAAGAUAACAUUUCUGUCAUAGUGAUAGACUUGAAGGGUCAAAGAAAAUUUAAGACCAAGGCAUGACAUAAUCAAGUACCAUCCAUUACCUGGGAUUUUAUUUCAAUAUUUCAUAGAUAUAGGACUAUAAUGCAAUUAUUUUUUUCACUGUAGUUAUGUAGCCCGUCAGUUUUUUAUCAUCAGGCCAGGGCUAAGUCACCUUAUAGGCUUACACUAUUUUAAGUAUGUACCGCAAUUAAUGAGAUCAGGUUCGUUUGGUUUUUGUUAUCUUUGUGAGAGUUUUGUUAGCCCAACUCUAAAGAGGAAAUAUUCAUUAUUCGUCUAUUUUCA